Molecule: messenger RNA, 1800 nt
Organism: Physcomitrium patens
Lineage: Eukaryota; Viridiplantae; Streptophyta; Bryopsida; Funariales; Funariaceae
Source: RefSeq, a predicted model, not a curated record
CACUGUGAGGGCAGGUGGCAGUGGGUAGCACUGGGCACUUCUAGUCUCUUCAUAUUUGGCGAUUCUGAUCCUAUUUUGGAGCAUCACCGAAUCCCACUGUCCCAAUUUCUGGGUUGUGGCCAGUUUGUGGACCAUCGCUCUAUUCUUGCGAAUGUAUUGGCGAAGUGUGUGCCAGUGUUUUCGAGAAUCUUAAACGAUAAUCUGUUUUGCGUACAAUCUUUACGUAACGGACACGUGGGUAUUCAUCAGCACUCAUACAAUAGGAAAAUCAAAAACAUUGAACACAAGGAUUGUUCUGCUUCAUCAACAUGGAACAAGAGGGGCAACACCAGACUUCCAGACAAGUGUUGUCACGGGCACAGUUGUCGUACGCCACAGGAGAUGGAGAGCGACAUAGGGCUAGCUUCUUGUGAUGGAGAUUCAAGUUGUCCGAGUGACCAGGUUAUCGAACAACGUGGUCACAAAAACUUUGUGAAGCCUGGAGGAGACAAUCUUAAACUAUUCGGGAGCUCUCGACCUUAUGAAAUACUAUCGAAGAUCAAACGGAGGCCAAGCUCGGAAUGUAAAAUGAGAGAGUUGUCGAGCAACGACGUAUUUCGAGGACAGUUUCCAAUGAAGCAGGACUGUGGCGGUGCAGGGUCUGAUAUAACUGGAGAUUACGAUUGUCUUCAGCGGCCCUCUUCAUGUUCCAAAACUAGCGAGCUCCAAGGCCACAACAUAUUCGGGGCCUUCUUAAAUCCUUCUCAGCCAUCCCCACCGCCCCCAAUGCCCCCCUAUCUGCCUGAAGAGAUUCGUCUUCCGCCUGAUAAGAUACGGAGGAAUCCGCAGAAAUUGGCGAGCCAUUUCACGCUUGGAGGACCAGAGUACCUGGACCCGCCGGGACCAAAGUCGGAAUCGUCAUGGGCAAGGCAGAGGAUGUUGUACGGCAGUGUGAUAGAUGAGAUGCAGGGAGAUGGGCUUCCUGUAUCUCUUGUAUCGGAUUUGAAAGCUAGAGAGCUGGCUGGCCACACAAACCUAUUCGGCAUCCCCCCUCGAUUCUCUCCGGCCUUUUCUCCCCCACCGGAGCGUAGGAUUAUUCCGCACUGCGUUGCUGGAAACGAUCCUGAUGAUGGACGACAAAAUCACAGAAAAAAGAUCCAAGAUCUUGUAGGUUACAAAGCGGACUUAAUAAGCGAUGACAGGUCUAACACACAUAGACCAUGCCGGCAUCCGGUCAGUGAUGCCAAAGCACACGAAUUGAGAGGUAAUGACAUCUUUGCACGCCCUAAACUCAGUGACCGUGGGGGGUGUAGCAGCAGUGACACUAAGUAUGCGUUGACUACUGACAAAGCUUGCAAGGAUACUCAGCCACAUGAGAACAAUUACAAAUAAAUAAGAGUUACAAAAAUUAAGAUAGUUAUAUCUUCAGCUACAAUCCCGACCUAAAGUUUUCCUUUCUUGACGGAGAGCAGCAAUUAACUUUAAGUGAAUACCUCUAAUUCCAAGCCUGAUAUCAAGUAGAACGAAGUUCCCAGAACGCCAUCUUACAGCACAAAUUAGAAGAGAGUUAGAAGAAUAGGGUUAUGUACAGAGAGGUGUAACACUUCAAGAAUGGAAGAGGAAUGAAGCUGACUGAAAUUUCUUGAGACAUUUGUUACAUAUUUAAUCGUACAGUCCAAGAGGAUGUAUCAUGAGCUUUAUACUCAUAAAUCGGCUGUAUUGUAAGACAGCCGUGUUGUACAAAUGAAGAUCUCGAUCUUCUACUUUCUAUACAAUUCCUGCAAUCCAUUGCUAGUAGGAUGGUAAGCACAGUUCAAACAU